AUGCCGUCCCAACCCUUCACUCUUCGCCCCGCGACCCUUUUCGAUAUUCCUCAAAUGACACACAUUGUCAUCGCAGCCUAUGGUUCCAGCCCCGUAAGCGACUUCCUGAAUCCUCACGCAAAACAAUAUCCGCGAGAUCAACAGAUAUCUGUUGGGCAAGCUGUUACGAAAUCCUACCUGAACCCUCAGACUCUGACCCUGGUAGUCUGUUCUCCCGAGUCACCUGAUGUUCUUUUGGCAUAUGGGAUGUAUAGUCGUAAAGGUGUAGAUUCCGGAGUCAAGGAAUUUGUAAAUGAGAGGCGCGGCGUGGAAAGAAUCGGGAGAUGGAUAUUCAGUUCCAUCUUAACAGUUCUGUUCGGAUUAUAUAAUUACCUCCGGCCAGACCGUUCUGUAUCAAAACCCAACAGGGCCGUUUUCGAUCACUCAAUCAAAAUGGAUCAAGAGCGUUAUUGGUCUCCCGAAGCUUUCCCAAGGAGGCAAAAUCGCUGGCAUGUAAAUAGUAUCGUUGUACUUCCUGAGUACCAAGGGAAAGGCAUCGGAAGGUUGCUGAUGGAGUAUAUUUUGGAGAGGGCGAGGAAAGAGAAUGUUCCUGCAGGAUUGACUGCUAGUAUUGAAGGAGAGAAAUUGUACAGAAAAAUGGGGCUCAGAAUGCUAGGAGAUUUCUACACGAGAGUUGGGAGGCAGCAUGCAGAUGGAGGCGGGCAUAUGAUUUGGUGGCCGGAGGGUGUUGAGAAGGACGGAGACUAUUGA
Botrytis byssoidea is the source of this 750-nucleotide messenger RNA. RefSeq lists its product as uncharacterized. Gene Ontology annotation, molecular function: acyltransferase activity, transferring groups other than amino-acyl groups. The transcript has a single exon. The record is from RefSeq and is a predicted model, not a curated record. Bases 1 to 750 code for a protein of 249 amino acids. NCBI's taxonomy places the organism in Eukaryota, Fungi, Ascomycota, Leotiomycetes, Helotiales, Sclerotiniaceae.